AUGGCUGAAAGUGAGAUGGGACCGGGUGGAAGUAAGGCAGCAGGUCUUUUCAAACAGCCUCAGGAGUUCAAAACAGUUUUGGGUCUGAAAGCUCGCCUGAAGGUCUUUGUCAUUUCUGAGAAAGUAAGUAGAGCUCUGCAGAACCCAAAAGUGACAGUCUCAGAAACAAAGCGAAUGACCAGCACACUGAGAAGUGCAUUUGCCUGCCUGAGAACUGACAAAGAAUAUCUUGCUAUCUGGGAAGAAAGUAAUGUGAUGGCGAAAAAGCUACAAUUGGAAGCACCACUCUUGCCCCGACCCAGGAAGUUGUCAAGAAAGAGAGGCUUGGAUAUCGGGGAAGAAGUUGCACAGAUCCAGCCUGAGCCUUCAACAGUUGAGGAACUAUUCAGAGUGAAGCACUGGCAUCCUCUUGUUCAUGUGCUGACUGAAGCUAUGGACAGACGGUUUGGGGAAUUUGGGACGUCAGUGGCAGCAUCGUUGGAACAGCUUGUGUUUAAAAGUGCACCACAGCAGGACUUCAACGAAGAGAUUGUCGUUGUUGAAAAACAUUAG
This is a messenger RNA of Xyrichtys novacula (pearly razorfish), 552 nucleotides long. Lineage: Eukaryota; Metazoa; Chordata; Actinopteri; Labriformes; Labridae. The record is from the annotation of a GenBank genome assembly.